Messenger RNA from Hymenoscyphus albidus, 1769 nucleotides. The record is from the annotation of a GenBank genome assembly. Lineage: Eukaryota; Fungi; Ascomycota; Leotiomycetes; Helotiales; Helotiaceae.
GGCUAAUAAAGAGGCACAGAUAGAAAGUGGAGCAAGGCUGGAAUUGGAAUGGGCGAGGAAUCUGGAGCGGCUGUGGCUACGAGACUACGGGACUACGGCAUCUUACCAGUAGCUUGCGCGUAAUAUAAUUUCAAGAUCGCGAUUUGUGUCACCAUAUACAACCUCAACCUCAAUCCACUCCACCACUCUCAGGGAAAACAUGUCCGACUUUGGCGAUUCCGCAGACGGCAAUGGCACGCCCGCACCAUCCACAUCCACUCGCAGAUCACCAAAACGAAGACGAGUCUACCAUGACAGCGAGAACUCCACCCCGCGAUACAGCUCCGAGGGCGUCGAGGAUCACAUCCCGUAUCGCUCCUCCAACCUGAACAAUCGCCAUGAUUCGGAGCGUCGCAGGUCGCAUGGCAGUGAAGAGAGAAAGAGGGAGAGGGGGAUGGAGAUGGAGAGGCCAUACCGAGACAGCAGAAGUCGAAGUCGAAGUCGAUCCACCACGCCCAUAGAUACACCGCGAUCCUCACAUUCCCAUUCCUGUCCCUUCGAACUGCCUUCUCCGCCGAAACACAAUCCACUGCGACUCAACUACAAACAGAAAUUCAUUUUACGCGGUCACAAAAAGGGCGUGGCUCAGGUACGAUUCUCCCCCGAUGGUCGAUGGAUUGCGAGUUGUUCAGCCGAUGGCACUAUCAAAAUCUGGGAUGCCUCAAACGGCAAACAUAUGAGGACCAUGGAAGGCCAUUUGGCAGGUGUGUCAACCAUCGCAUGGAGUCCAGACUCCAAUACGAUUGCUUCGGGGUCUGAUGAUAAGGCCAUUCGACUAUGGCACAGAGCAACCGGAAAGCCUUAUCCUGCACCACUCCUGGGUCACCAUAACUAUGUCUACUCGCUCGCCUUCUCCCCAAAAGGAAAUAUACUGGUCAGUGGAAGCUACGAUGAGGCCGUAUUCUUGUGGGAUUUGCGAGCCAGGAGGCAGAUGAGAAGUUUACCUGCUCAUUCCGAUCCCGUGGGCGGCGUCGACUUUAUCAGAGAUGGCUCCUUGGUGUGCAGUUGCUCAACUGACGGACUUAUGUAAGAGGUCACGCGUCUGCCGUCCCCUCAGACUUUGCUAACACCUCCUCUUCAGACGCGUUUGGGACACUGCCACCGGUCAAUGUUUACGGACACUCGUUCACGAGGACAACGCCCCGGUAACACAAGUCCGCUUCUCCCCCAACGGCCGUUACAUUCUCGCUUUUACCCUCGACUCUUGCAUUCGUCUUUGGGACUAUGUCUCGGGGCAUUGCAAGAAGACCUACCAAGGCCAUGUUAAUAACAAAUACUCUCUUGGCGGCGCCUUUGGCGUGAGUAGUACCGAAGGGUUUAUCGUCUCUGGUAGUGAGGAUGGUGACAUUUUAUUCUGGGAUGUACAAAACAAAAAUGUGGUACAGAGAGUCAGCGGACAUGAUGGGGUGGUUUGCUGGGUUGAUACGUAUCCAGGGGCCACUGGAACGGUUGCAAGUGCUGGUUUGGACGGGACCGUGCGAAUCUGGGUAGAUGUGGGGGAUGGGGGAGGGGAUGAGGAAACAAUUGCCGACUUGAAACUACACGACGAACCAGGCCAUGAUGGCUAUCUACAUGGAGAGGUCGUGGAAAAUGAGAUGAUGGAUCUGAAGACAGAAAACGGCGUUGUUGGUGGCUAUGAGCAUGAUACCCCAAGAGAUGAUAUAAGCAUGGAUGGUAAUAUUCGAGAAGAUGAAAAGAGUUAUGAGGAUCCUGACAGGAUGGAACUUUAA